AUGGAUAUCCUAGAAAAAAUCUAUCAAAACAUUAGGCGACAAUUUAUUAAUUUGCCGAAUACGGUGCCGAAAACUGUUGAUCAACUAAAUAAAUCAGUGUUGAAUUUGAGAUUGCCACCGUUUACUAAAGACAAUGUGCUGUAUUAUUACGUUCCAUUGCAAGGUCUGGUUAGUUACACAACUUUAUCAGUGAGUGUAAUGAACCCACAUUUAAUGGUCAGAUUAUUUCCUCAGAGGGAUGUAACAGAUAUUCUAUUUUUGAGUGCGGGAGGGGGUGCAGGACUAUGGCUUUGGGCAAGACCACAUAUGGCGGCAGCGGCACCAGCACGGCGGUUUUCCUGGGCAUUUCUAGGUGGUUGUUUAUGGCCCUUAGGCUCCAUAUUCUUAUGGGCUAUUUUAAGGAGUUCAGUUGGUAGACGGCCGAUCAUAGGGACAGUAUUAGGAAUCACCACUGCUGCUAUGCUCACUAAUAUUGCUUUAGAUUAUUUCCACUAUGUAGAGCUUAUGUUUUGUGGUGAAGUUCAGCUUCCUGAUGAAACCUAUACACCCAAUAGUGAUGAUGAAAAGUAUGACAUUGAUAUUUAA
This is a messenger RNA of Arctia plantaginis, 585 nucleotides long. The record is from the annotation of a GenBank genome assembly. NCBI's taxonomy places the organism in Eukaryota, Metazoa, Arthropoda, Insecta, Lepidoptera, Erebidae.